GAUCGUUGCCUCCAGCUCGCGCAUUCACGUCCAAACGAGCGUCUAGCAACGUGAGCUGCAGUCCGAGGGCGACCAUCCUCAGUUCAACGUUAGCUGCGAUUGAACUCAUCACAAUUCCCGGCUAUGUUUCCACGAACACAUGAGUACUACUCCUGGGUGUAACUAGAGCUCGCAAAGGACCCCAGGCUGCGGCAAACGCUGGCUCGCUCCUUCUUGGGCUUAUCACAACCUGAAUCUUAGACGAUCUCAUGAGAAAUUUAGAGCAUUCAUUUCCUAGACAGCUGCACGCUCGGCGCUGCACGCUCGGCGCUUGAGCCUUUCACAUCGUUGGUCUGCCACGCACAACGUGAUUCAUGAGCGGACCAUUUGGAUACGGGCCUGGACCAGGCUGGAAUGUGGUGCCCCUCGUGCCGGUGCCGCUCGUGCCGAUGGGGCCACCGAUUAUGUUUCACUCUGGCAUGGCUCCGCCUCCCCCCAACCCCUACGGAUUCGGCGGCAUUGUCUACCCUGGCCCGAUGAUGCCGGGCCCCAUGCCGAUCUUCAUGCAGCAGAGCGGAGAGUUCUAUGACGGCGGCGGCGGCGCCAUGCAGCCGCAGUACAGCGGCGGCCAGCACGAUGACUACGUCAGUGGCGGCGGCGCUGCCGGCGGCCCCGCAGACGCGCCGUACGGGCAGGGUUAUGGUUACGACGGUUACGAGGGCGAUGACAGCCAUGCGUACGUGUACGGGCACGUUGAGGAGGAGGAGGCUUACGCGUACGAAGACGAGGAAGCGGAAGAGGGCGAGGGGGCAGCGGCAGUGGCUGCGGCGGCUGCGCCGGAGGUGCGGACAGGCAGGCGCACUCCCAAGGCGGGGCAGCAGCGGGAGCAGCAGCUGUCAGAGGCUGUGUCAAUGCUUUGGUCGGCCUCCACUUGGCUGCUGUACCAGGUGUUCAGCCCCCAGAAACCACCCCGUCCAGUUGCCGCCGCCGCUGCUGCCGCCGCUGGUACUUCCGCUGCGGGCGCCGCAAGCCACGCCACCGCCGCACCGUGUCGCUACGUGCUGAAUUCGCCGGUGCUGGUGGGGCCGGGGGAGCUUCUGAAGCUGCUGCGCUCGGAGUCGGCCCGCGGCGGCGGCCCCGCCGUGCCCGGCAUGACUCUGGUGGUGGGCCUGACGGCAGACGGCCGCUCGGCGGUGCUGCCACGACUGCGCCGGGUGGCGGAGGCAGCCAAGGCGGCGGCGGCAGAGCAAGCCUUCGCGGCGGCGUUGGCGCAGCGUGCCGGCAGCACCGGCAGCGCCAGUAGCAGCACCCAGUGGGAGGACAUGCAGCCGGCGGUGUGGGAGGCUGCGGCGGCGGUGGUGCCGCCGGCGUUCCUGCGGCCGCUGGCGUCGCUGUUGGCGCUGGCGGAAGCCGGGCAGUCCUACGCACCCGUCAACCGCCGGCAGCUGGAGGCGGGCGCGCCGCCGGCGGGCUGGUGCGUGCCGCGCUGCAUCUUCACUGGGUGGAAUGAGCGGGCGGGAGGCGGCAGCGGUGAGGGUGACAGGGACAAGGACAAGGAGACGCCGGAGAACUCGGCGAGCGCCGCUGCCGCGGCUGCAACGGCUGCGCUACUCAGAACGAGGUCGUCAAGGGACGCGGCGACAAAGGCAGAGGUACAGGCGGCCGUGACAGCGGCAGCGGCCGCGAAAGCGGCUGCGACGACGGCGGCGGCGGCGGCGCUGCUGUCGAGCUGCUCCAGCUGGAUCGUGUUGGACACAUACAGGUGCGGGCGGCUUCGGCUAGGCAGGGGCGGCGAUGCCGGAGCCGAGGGUGACGACGGCGGCGGCGAAGCGGGGCCCUCCACGUCAGCGGGCGGCGCCGGGGGCGGCAGCGGCGGUGACCAGCACCAAGGCGGCGGCACUGGCAGUGAGGCCGGCGGCCGCCCUGGUAGCCGAGGCGGCGGUGGCGGUGGGGCUAGCGCCAAGUGGCAUUGGAGCCAGUUCAGUGGCUCGGAGGUUUUGGAGCGGCUGCAGGCGGGCCGGUUCCCGCCCAGUGUGCAGCUGGUGGGCACGUGCGGCCCGGUCAAUCUCAAGGCCACGCCCGUGCCGCACGCGGCGUUGAUGCCGCUGGCGGCGCUUCUGGCGGAGAUGAAGCACCAGCCCGACCUCAGCUACUGCCCGCUGACGGCGGCCGACUGCGCCGCGCUGGCCCGCCAGCCAGCAGCAGCGCUGCAGGCGCCUACGGCGGCAGCAGCGGCGCGGCGGCGGGAGGCAGCACAUGGGCUGAACGCCCGGGCGGUGGAGUUCCAUCCGCCGCCGCCGCCGCCACCACCACCGCCGCCACCGCCGCGCCAGCACUCCGCACACGCCGCCGCCGCAGUCCCACAGGACCAGGAAGAUGAGGGGCCGCCAACGCCGACGCGUGCGGCGCACAGCCCGGUGACGGAGGCAGCGGCGGCGGCAGCCGCGUCGUCACGCGGGCGGUCCGCUGGCGCAGGGGCGGCGGCUGGAGAGGCCGACGCAGGGGCAGGAGAGGCAGAGGGUGUGUGGGAGGUGUCGGAUGCUGACCUCAUCCCGGGAUUCACGCUGGCGCAGUGCCCGCCCGAGGGCCUGACCGCCAUGGGCUACUGCUGCCCGCCCUUCAGGCUGUUCCUGGGUCCACGCGGCGAGCACACGUUCAAGUCGCUGUGGUGGCUGAUGGAGCCCCCGCGGCGGCCACCUGCGGGGUCCGCGGCCGGUGGCGGCGGCAACGGCGGCACUGGGAGCGAUGGCGGUGGCAGCGGCAGUGCUGAGCCUGGUGGCAGCAGCGGCGAGGCGGACAGGGCUGAGGGCAGCGGCAGCGGCGGCAGGGGUGAGGCAACGGCAACAGCUGACGCAGCGCCUGGGGCGGCAGUCGGGGCAAACGCUGCGGCGGAGGCUAAGGCGGCAUCUGAAGCUGAUGCCGCGGCCGAGCCGGCGCUGUUCGGGCCGCAGAGUGCGGAGCGAAUGAUCUACUUGUUCAUCGGCCGGUGCAUUACAAGCGAGUGGCGUGUGUGCGGCUCCGUGCAGCCAGACGCGCCGCUACCGCUUCCGCAGCAGAAGCAGCAGCGCAGGGCAGCGAAGGAGGACACGGCUGCAGCUGCAGCGGCGACCGCUGUAGCCGAACCGGCCUCUGCAGCAGGCACACAAGGCGCAGGCGCGGCGGUUGCACCACAAGCUGAGGCAAGGUCUGGCAGCAGCGAUGCUGCCGGGAAGGCAGCGGCCAAGGCCGGCGCUGCCCGGACGGAGGCCGCGGAUGCGAAGGCGGCAGGCGACGGUGACGAUGGGGCGCAUGCGGAGGGCGCAGCGCACGAGUGGCAGCAGGCCAAGCGGCAAAAGCAGCAGGGCAAGCAGGAUGCGGCGCCGGAGGCGGGCGCGGGCGCAGGGGACAGCACAGGGCAACAGGAUGGGGAGGCUCGGGAGCAGCGCGGUGACAUGCAGAUCGCGCAGGACCCCGCCAGGACACAAGCGGCAGUAGCUGUGCCACACUCUCCGUGUGAAGGCGGGCAGGAGGAGGCGGAGGAGGGGACUGGGGAGGAGCAGCCCGCGCCGUGGUGGCCGCCGCGGGAGGCGUUCCGGCCACUCGGGGAGCUGCUGGCAGAGGCGGAGCGUGGCGUGUGCUACCGGCUAUGGACGCCGACGGGUGCGGCGCCACCAGGGCCGGGGGAGCGGCAGGAGGAGCAGCAGCAAGUGCAGGAGCAGCAACAAGUGGAGCCAGGGCAAGCCCAGGCGCGAGAGGAGGAUGGGCAGCCGGGAGGGAAGGCGGAGCAGCAGUCUCAACAACAAGGGCCCGCGGUGGCUGUGAUGUCGGAACUACAUUUUGGCACCAUGUUCAUAUAGCUUUAUGGCAGCCUGGUAGUUGUGGGCGAACGGGUAUUCGUGGGCGACAGAGGGUAGUCAUGGGCGGUGGCACCGCAGUGACGGAGUCCCCGUCGCGCUGAGCUGAAGUACCUACCUGCAAGAGUACUGCCAAGUCCUGACUGCAGAUCUCUUGGACGCCGAUGUAAACUUCUUAGUGC
Molecule: messenger RNA, 3994 nt
Organism: Chlamydomonas reinhardtii
Lineage: Eukaryota; Viridiplantae; Chlorophyta; Chlorophyceae; Chlamydomonadales; Chlamydomonadaceae
Exons: 5
Coding region: 354-3815 (1153 amino acids)
Source: RefSeq, a predicted model, not a curated record